AUGCAUUUAAGUCAAGAUGUAACUUUGCAACCGCACCAAAGUCGUCUGAUCGAUUUUAUGCCACCAAAACUUUACGAUCAAUUUCGAUAUGAGCUGAAGGUGGAGGGUAUUAAGGGUGUAACGUUGAGGGAGAGUAAGGAGCUGUAUGCCUCGGAAUAUGGUGGACCGAGAAUUUAUAUUGAAAGUGAUCGGGUGUAUUAUAAACCCAAUGAUAUUGUCCAAUUUCGAGUGAUUAUUCUCGAUGAACAUUUGAGAAUAACGAAAAUUGUCGAACCGAUACGAAUACACAUUAUGGAUCCGGAAAAGAACCGUGUCAAACAAUACAAAGACAUCAAAUUGGAUCGUGGCGUAUUUGCGGGAAAAUUCCAACUAUCCCAGCAACCCAUUUGGGGUGAAUGGACCAUAUCGGUAUUUAUUAGUGGCAAAUAUAACAUGAACCGGGAUUAUAACUUUAAAGUGGAGAAAUAUGUCCUCCCCAAAUUUACUGUUCACAUUGAUAGCCCGGCGAAUUUUGUCGAGAAAGAGCGCUUUAUACCCGUCACCAUAUAUGGCAAGUACACUUACGGUAAACAUGUUGAGGGUAUUGUGGAUGCAUAUCUUGAGGAUCAAAUCGGUUAUACAACUGGCAAUAUUACGGCCACCAUUGGACCGGGCGAGGUAAAGGCGCUAGUCGUACUUGACAUACAUGAAUUAUCGUAUGCCGCAAGGCUUUAUAUUCGCGUCAAGUUAAGAGAACGCCACAGCAAUGUAACGGCGGAGGCCGAUAGUCUGGUCCGUAUUCAGAGAGAUCCAUAUAAUAUAUUUUUACCUGACAGCGGAAUUGAGUUCUGCAAUGGAAAACCGUGUCGUUUGAAUGUCCAUGUUGAGCACUGGAAUGGUACGGCGGUGAAAGAUUCGAAUACCCCAAUGGAAAUGAAUGUCAACGAUGUGAAAUACACAUCGCCUCUGAAUGACAAGGGUGUGGCCUCAUUUCAAGUGGAUACUGGAGAUAAUCGACGUUUUCGAUUUUGGUAUAAAGAUGCUGUGCUAAUUUUUCAUAAUUCAUUUGUGGAGGAGCACAAUCGUGUCUAUGAUAAUUCGAAUUGUAAAUUAACGGUGCUGCCGAGGGGCUCAACGGACCUCAAGGAUCCCAUUGAGGUUGUAAUCCAUUCCGAUGAUUAUAUACCCUACAUCACAUAUACACUUACAAGUCAUGGUAAUAUAAUUGAUCAGAAAUAUGUUGAACUACCGUCCCGACAAAAAUCCCAUAAAAUUACAAUAAAACCAACAAUUGUCAUGGUUCCGCAAUCAUAUCUCUUCGUUUAUUAUAUUGUUAAUGGGGAUUUGCAUUAUUGUGAACACACCCUAAGAUUACCCGAAAAAUUUGAAAAUGAGAUUUCAAUUUCGGCUCCGCGAAAUGUUAAACCCGGCCAAAAUAUCACCUUCAAUGUAAAGGCCCAGCCGAAUUCCAGAGUUUCAAUUGUGGCUGUGGAUAAAAGUGUUCUGAUUCUAAGUUCUCGGAAUUUAUUAAAGAAGGAUAUGAUAAUGCGUGAUUUACGCUUGGACAAAUCCUACCGUCAACAAUAUCCCGAUCCUUUGAUAUAUGAAUAUACACCAGGACAUACAUCGGGUUUGAUUAUUUUUACCAAUGCCAAAUAUAAAAUACAUAAAUUUCAUAUUCCAAUCGAGCCAUGGCCAUCCAAUUUACCAAGCUACCAGCGGCAGGUGUUUCCGGAAACAUGGAUUUUUAAGGAUAUUGAUGUAAUUGAACCCAGCACAGCUUUGACAUUUAAAGUUCCCGAUACAAUAACCACCUGGAUAGUUCGGGCAUUUUCGGUCAAUGAUGACACCGGCUUCGGAAUGUUAGAUGAUAGCCUGGAUAUUGAAGCUUUCCAGCCCUUCUUCAUCAGCGUUAAUCUCCCCUAUUCUGUAAAACGUGGUGAAAUUGUUACAAUACCCAUAACAAUUUUCAAUUAUCUAUCCGAUAAAUUGGAAACUGAGGUUCGAAUGUUCAACAACAAAGACGAAUUUCAAUUUAUGGAUCAGCAAAACCAACCGCUGACCGCAAAAGAAGAUUUCCGAAAAAUAAAUAUAUACGCCAAUGGUGGACGCAGUACCACUUUUACAAUACGACCACAAAAAAUCGGCGAUAUUGAAAUUUACAUCGAAGCCAGAAAUUCAAUAACCUCCGAUACGGUUAUACAUAAAUUAAAAGUUGAACCGGAGGGUAUCGUACACAACACCAAUGACGAUGAGCUUUUGACGGCCACUUCGGAUAAAACAAAGAAAAAGAAAUUUGUUGCCAAUAUUCCCGAAAAUAUUGUACCCGAUUCGGAAUAUUUGGUAUUGACCAUAAGUGGUGAUGCCAUGGCCACCACUGUGGAAAAUCUUGAUAAUUUAGUGCAGAAACCCUCUGGGUGUGGGGAGCAAAAUAUGAUUAACUUAGUGCCGAAUAUUUUAAUUUUGGAUUAUUUGAAAAUUCUAAAUAAAUUCGCAAACAAAACGGCUUUGGUGGAGAGAGCAAAGAAUUACAUUGAUACGGGUUAUCAACGUGAAUUAACAUAUCGUCAUCCGAAUGGGGCCUAUAGUGUUUUCGGGCCACACUCUAGUACUGAGAAUAAUUGGCUUACGGCCUAUGUUACACGCUUUUUUAUUAAAGGGCAAAAAUAUUCCGCCAUUGAGAGCAGAAUUAUUGAAAGUGGUCUGACAUAUUUGAGUAAUGAACAGUUGGAUGAUGGCAGUUUCCCGCAUCGUGGAUUUCUUUUUGAUCCCUCACAUCAAAAUCAAUAUGGGUUUACUGCCUUCGUACUCCUGACAUUUUUGGAGGAUGCGAAAUAUUCCAAAAAAUACAACCCCUUGAUAGAGAAGGGUCUGAAUUACCUGAAAACCAAUUUGAAUCGUGUAGAGGAUGUCUAUUCCUUGGCCAUUAUGGCCAAUACUUUUCAAAAGGCUAGAAGCAACAACGAAGCUAAUAGAAUUCUCGAAAAAUUGAAAAGAUUCACCCGUGAAGGUGAUGGCCUCAAAUGGUGGACCAAAAAUAAUAAAAAUGAAGAAAGUGCCAAUGAUGUGGAAAUUACAGCCUAUAUUCUAAUGGCACUACUGGAAUCCACCUCCUCCUCCAUGCAGUCGGAUUAUUUGCCCAUAUAUAAUUGGCUUUUAAAACAACGAAAUAGUAAAGGUGGAUUUGGUUCUACACAGGAUACAGUGGUGGGGCUGCAGGCUCUAAUUAAAUAUGCUGAGAAAUCCGCACAUAUCCAAGCCACUAAUGUGAAGGUCCAAUAUGUGGCCACGUGUAAUCAGGGAAAGAACCGUAAGGAAGGCCUCCUUACUGUGGAUGGGGACAAUGAAUUGAUAUUGCAAAAGGAGGAGUUACCACCCAAUACCCGUUCCGUCGAAGUGGAAAUUACAGGCACCGGCCGUGUAUAUGCCCAAUUGUCAUGUCAAUAUUACACGACCCAGCCUGCCGGGGGUUCUCCUUUUCCCAUAAUCCCAGAGGCCACAACCAAAAAAAUGAUAUCCUUUCCACCACGAAUAGGCGAACCAAUUGCCGCUCCAUCUAUACCCGCCCUGGCAUCAAACCUCGGCAUUGGUCAACAAAUUCCAAUAUCAUCUACUUUGGUCCACGAAUAUUUCUCUAUCAAGCCACAGGCUAAAAUCACCUCAUCCAAUGAUAUGUCCUUGGAAAUAUGCUACACCUAUCGUCCCUUUACCGAAGAAGAAAAACUUACCAAUAUGGUUAUUUUAGAGGUGGCCUUCCCCUCAGGUUACAUUGCAAAUAUGGAAAAUCUUAAUAGCUUACGUGAUGAAGAGCAAAUAAGUCGUAUCGAUAGUGAAAAAUCGGAAACAAUGAUAUCAAUUUAUUUUGAAAAAUUGGAAGCAGAUGAUGAGCACUGCCUUACGGCAAUAGCCGAUAAGGUCCAUGAUGUGGCGGGCCUUAAACCGGCAUGCAUUAAAAUGUACGAUUUUUAUAAUGAUAAACGGCGAACAACUAUACUCUACGAAUUGAAAUAA
Messenger RNA from Musca vetustissima, 3990 nucleotides. RefSeq names its product thioester-containing protein 1 allele R1-like. NCBI's taxonomy places the organism in Eukaryota, Metazoa, Arthropoda, Insecta, Diptera, Muscidae. The transcript has 8 exons. Gene Ontology annotation, cellular component: extracellular region. Gene Ontology annotation, molecular function: endopeptidase inhibitor activity. The record is from RefSeq and is a predicted model, not a curated record. The coding region runs from base 1 to 3990 and encodes 1329 amino acids.